Messenger RNA from Pseudovirgaria hyperparasitica, 1581 nucleotides. RefSeq names its product MFS general substrate transporter. Gene Ontology annotation, biological process: transmembrane transport. Gene Ontology annotation, molecular function: transmembrane transporter activity. The record is from RefSeq and is a predicted model, not a curated record. NCBI's taxonomy places the organism in Eukaryota, Fungi, Ascomycota, Dothideomycetes, Acrospermales, Acrospermaceae. Bases 123 to 1571 code for a protein of 482 amino acids. The transcript has 5 exons.
AAGCACGCCGAUCUGAAAUGUGCUCUAGGUCACUUUCUUCCGAUAUAUAAAGCUAUUGGUGUGUAUGGCUUGCGUCGUCCCCUAUCAUUCUCUGCUUCCAGGUCCCGUCAGUUGGAGACACAAUGAGCGAAACAACACCUCUCAUCGAGCGGGCAAAGAAGGUGGACCGAAAGGCGCCAAUGUUCUUGGCCUUUCGAAGUUCAAAAUGGUUUAUCAUCUUUACUGUGACUGCUGCUGUGUUCACUGAUACGCUCCUGUAUGCCGUGGUUGUGCCAGUGUUUCCAUUCGCGCUGCAUGAACGAGCGGGUAUCGACACGGAGGACAUACAAUGGUGGGAGUCAUUUUUGUUCGCUUUGUUUGGCAUAGCAGGCCUGGUGCUCUCUCCAAUUUGCGGAUAUAUAGCCGACCGUUCAAGCAAUCGACAAGUCCCGUUCGUAUUUGGGCUCAUCAUGGCCAUCCUAGGAACGAUACUGUUUGGACUCGCGGAAGACGUAUGGUUACUUGUUGCGAGCCGAAUCCGUCAAGCUAUAGCCUCUGCUAUCGUAUGGAGUGUUGGCCUCGCUGUUGUUAUUGAUUCUGUGCCCAAGGGAGAAGUAGGACAGUCAACUGGAAUUGUUCUCAGUGGCGUUAGUGUCGGCUACAUUCUGAGCCCUACCCUUGGAGGUAUUGUAUACGAGCACAGUGGGUACAUGUCUGUUUUCGGCAUGUGUGCUGGAUUGCUCACCGUCGACAUUCUUCUUCGAAUUUUAAUGAUUGAGAAGAAAACGGCAGCCCAGUACAUACCGAAAGACGAGGAAGGAAAUGAGGGCGACGUGAUAUUCACAAAGGCUAUUGGCUGUGAACCUAGCGUUCAACCUACUGAUGGGCGACAGAACGGGGUCUCGAGUCCUGCGAUGCUGCCGAAAAACCCCCCCAAAAAGCAUCAGUUACCACUCGUCAUACAGUUCUUCAUCACUCCUCGAUUUUUUGUGGCAUUCUGGGGGUUUUGCGUGUAUGUCGCAGUCUUAGGCGCAUAUGAUUGUGUACUGGCGCUGUACGUGAAGCGGCGUUUCGGAUGGAGUCCUAUGUUUGCUGGGCUCAUCUAUCUGACACUUGCAGUGCCGAGUUUAACAGCACCACUGGUCGGGUCUUGGGCGGAAAAGUCGAAGCCGCGCUGGUUUGCAAUUAUAGGUUGCUGUCUUGCAGCGGUCAUGCAAGCGCUGCUCAUGCUAGUCGACCAAGAAGGGACAAGCAAGGUCUAUUUGUUGAUUGUGCUGCUGGUUGGUUUGGGCUGUGUGCACACUUUGAUAGGAGCACCACUCGCAUCCGAAAUGUCUGCUUGCGUUGACCAGCUUGAAAGGGACAAUCCGGCGGCAUUUGAAGGCUAUUCUGGCGGUGGAUACGCCCAAUCCUCUUCUCUACUCAACGUUGCCAAUUCGAUAGGUCUCCUCAUGGGGACGACAUUCGCAGGCUAUCUCAUGGACAACUAUGGAUGGAGGCUAAUGAGCAUAGGACUGGCAAGUCUUACCUUUAGUGGCGCAAUUCCAGCCGCGGUGCUCGAGUUGAAAAGGGUAAAGAGACAGGGAGUCUGAUCUACUGCCA